Rotaria socialis is the source of this 594-nucleotide messenger RNA. The record is from the annotation of a GenBank genome assembly. Lineage: Eukaryota; Metazoa; Rotifera; Eurotatoria; Philodinida; Philodinidae.
AUGGCUCGAUCAACCAGUAGUAAUCAAACCAGUGCACAACAUGUUCGUGGUGGAAUAACCAAAGCAAAGAAUGUUGUUCGUGCAACAACUCAAAAACUUUCAUCAACAACUCGAAAUAAUAUCACGAACAACAAACAAAAAGGUGCACGUAGACAAACUCGUUCUUCUGUACAUGUUAUUUCAAAAACACGUGGUCGUUCGAGUACUAAUACUCAGAAACGAAGUACACUAGGUAGUAAUACCAAAAGUCGAUCGGCAAUUCGAACUGUUCAUGCGCUCAAUAACAGUGCCGUUCGACAUGGACGUUCAACAAAUGCAUCCCGAGGAACAACUAGAGCAAAGAAGACCACCGAUGGACGAAAGAAAAAAAAGAACUGCAUUACAGGCCGUUUAAAUAACAAGAAAAAAAAUACAACACGUGGCAAUAAUAAUAAUAAUAAUAAUAAUCAACAGCGACGACCAUUAGGGCGUGAUCAACAAAAAAAAAAGAAAAAUGCAACGACGACUUCAUCUUUAAUAGCAGUAACACCAUCGAGUAUGAUUCGACCUGAUGAUGAUUUUCAUCGAGAAUCAAAUUUUGGAACCAAUGAAUAA